Messenger RNA from Dreissena polymorpha, 1058 nucleotides. RefSeq lists its product as uncharacterized. The coding region runs from base 1 to 633 and encodes 210 amino acids. The transcript is spliced from 3 exons. NCBI's taxonomy places the organism in Eukaryota, Metazoa, Mollusca, Bivalvia, Myida, Dreissenidae. Gene Ontology annotation, molecular function: G protein-coupled receptor activity. Gene Ontology annotation, cellular component: membrane. The record is from RefSeq and is a predicted model, not a curated record. Gene Ontology annotation, biological process: G protein-coupled receptor signaling pathway.
AUGUUAGCGUUCAGUUUUGGAAAGUUAGAUGCCCAGUAUAACGAAAGUGACACCUAUGUAAAUGAUGACAAUACCUCUAGUAAUGUCACACAACUGAUUUCAACAAGUUUACAUUUGACACGGCUAGUGGUACAGACGUAUUUGGUGCCUAUUGUAGUCGCGUUCGGCCUGGUCGGGAACCUAUUAAACAUUUUGGUGCUGGUUAACCCUAAAAUGCGAUCGUCAACAAAUGUUUAUCUCUUGUCUUUAGCCGUCUGCAAUUCUUUAUACCUACUAUCGAACGUCCAAACCAAUGGUCAAUCCGCUAGCAUGGAUUUUAUCCGAAUUGCUGGUAACAUUUGUAAUUUUUUGGUGCAAGUAAACGCUUCAGUGAACUUUAUACUGUACUACUACUUUAGUUCCAAAUUUAGAAGGACUCUCAAGACGCUGGUCUGCAGAUGUUACGAUUCAAGAAUGAAAACUAUACAUACAAGGUCGUUUGCAGAAAGCUUUCAGGGACUGCUGUCAAGAUCUACCUUUAGAUUAACAGUGACGGCAGCGUCUUCUAUAAAACCCAGGAAAUCUGAAUAUAAUAGCUCGUUGGGAUGUACUAGUACGUGCCCUAUUCAAAUUAUGGCUUGGCUGGAUUAUUAAAAGCUACGCUUGAUGUAUAUGCGUGUGUUCUUUAAAUUAAUGUAGUUAUGUUAUAAAUAAUCCGAAGGUAUUUUCAUAUCAAUUAUUUUGGCAACAAUGAUGUAAAAACGUUUGCAAUUUAAUCUCUGUCACCUAAUACCUACUGAUGAAAUAUCCUGCGUUCGACGGGAUAAACAUAUCUCUCGAAAUUGAAAUUGACGUACAGUAUUCUAUUGUUUGUAAAAUAAGUUCGUUAUUUAAACAGUUUAAACAAUUAGUAAAUUCAAUAUUGUACGAAUAUUGUGCGAACACUUAAUGUUAUUAUAAUUAAUAGAAGAAAUAGCAGCGUCAAAAAUAUAACUUAUUUUAAAUUCAAAUUUGUACGCAUAUAGCAUUUGAAUUCUGAAAUCUUAAAUUUUAAGACGAAUAGAAAUGUACGAAAAAUA